AUGAAAUUGACACUACCGGUAGUAUUCUGCUCGCUGGCGGCAGCAUUCGAUGUUUCCAGUCAUGGACCAUCUCAAGUCUCCCACCGUGACACAUCCUCAUUCAUUCAUCCAGGCCUCCUCCAAACAGCCUCUGAUUUCUCACGCAUCACCUCCAAAGUAUCCAGCAACACCGAACCCUGGAUAACAGGCUGGUACAAAUUGACCAACAGCUCCAACAUCAACCUAGACUACACGCCCUCCCCAAAGACAAUCGUCUAUCGCGGCGCAGAUGGCACCCACACCGAGAAUUAUCCCUCUCUGUACAGAGACAUAGCAGCCGCCUAUGCAAUGGCCAUCUACUGGAAAGUGACCGGCAACACGAGCUACGCCGACGUCGUCGUGAACAUCCUCGACGAAUGGAGCUCCACCCUGACCGAGAUCUCCGGCACGACCGACAUGUACCUCGCCGCAGGCAUAUACGGGUACGAAUUCGCCAACGUCGCCGAGAUCAUGCGCACGUAUUCCGCAUGGCCGAGUGCUAAUUUGACCCGCUUUGCGAACAUGAUGGUCGACGUCUUCUAUUCCCUUAAUCAUGAUUUCCUGCAGAAUCACCACGGCGCCGCUGUUGAUCAUUACUGGGCAAAUUGGGAUUUGUGCAAUAUUGCCUCCGUCUUGUCUAUUGGCGUCUUGACUGAUAAUCAAACUAUGUUCGAUGAGGGAUUGACUUAUUUCAAGUCUGGUGAGGGAAAUGGCCAGAUUGAAAAGGCCAUCUGGAAGCUGUAUGAGGUGGAUGGGGAAUCCCUGGGUCAGGGUCAAGAGGCAGGGCGUGAUCAGGGCCACUCGAUGUUGGAUUUUGCUCUCCUGGGACCUAUUGCCCUGACAGCGUAUAAUCAGGGGACUGAUCUGUUUGAGUAUUUGGAUAACCGCAUUCUGGCUGGUGCGGAAUACGUCGCCAAAUACAACCUUGGCAACGACGUUCCCUACACGACCUACAACAACAGCGACGACGUAAACCAGACGGUUAUUAGCAAUUCCAGUCGCGGAGAUAUCAGACCCAUCUGGGAGCUGCUGUAUAACCAUUAUGGUGUACUUAAGGGACUGGAUGUUACUUACACGAGGGAAUAUCGCGAUUUGGUCGUUGAGGAUGGCGAUGGAGCAGAGGGCGGUGGUGGCGAUUAUGGAACUACGAGUGGUGGGUAUGAUCAGUUGGGAUGGGGGACACUGUUGUAUACGCUUGAGUGA
Molecule: messenger RNA, 1221 nt
Organism: Aspergillus tubingensis
Lineage: Eukaryota; Fungi; Ascomycota; Eurotiomycetes; Eurotiales; Aspergillaceae
Product: putative GPI anchored protein
Exons: 2
Coding region: 1-1221 (406 amino acids)
Cellular component (GO): periplasmic space
Molecular function (GO): lyase activity
Source: RefSeq, a predicted model, not a curated record